This is a messenger RNA of Anisakis simplex (herring worm), 879 nucleotides long. The record is from the annotation of a GenBank genome assembly. NCBI's taxonomy places the organism in Eukaryota, Metazoa, Nematoda, Chromadorea, Rhabditida, Anisakidae.
AUGCAGCAACCGCAGCAAUUACAGCAACAACAAUUACAGCAACAACAACUACAGCAACAACAACUACACCAACAACAGCUACAGCAGCAGCAACUACAACAACAGCAACUACAGCAACAACAACUACAGCAACAACAGCUACAGCAACAACAACUACAGCAACAACAACUACAGCAGCAACAAUUACAGCAACAACAGCAAGUACAGCAACAACAGCAAGAACCACAGUGGGAGAGUGUGAGAAGUGACGAUCGUCGAUUCGAACCAUCGGGACGUCAACAGACGACGCCGGGAUUCGGAACCGGAACAGCGCCGGAAAAUCAGAAUUUUGGAAUUCGACUCUCUCAACGACCCGUCUCACCUCAGCAACAAUUUCCACCAUCUUCUGAGAGGGAAUUCAUAUCUCCAUCUGACAGGCAACAGCCUGCUCAACAAACACAACCGCAACAAUGGUCCAUUGAAACGCAGCGAUUCGGUAGUGUCUCAAGGCCAACUCAGCCGCCACUCGCAAGUGUUCAACAUCCCCAGAGCCGGUGGACUCAUGCACAUGUUCAGCAACCCGCAGCACUGCAUCAAUCGCAACCUCAGCCUCUGCCUCAACCUCAGCCAUUACAAGCCUCGUCUCAGCAAGCUCUGCCAACUCAACAACCUUUUGAUGCACAUGCGCAAGAGCACAUUUCUUCACGGCGACCAGAGGAAUUCGUUUGGCGUCCUCAAGCAGAUUCUGCAAAUCGGAGAUCACGACCAAGCGAUUUCUUUCGUAAAAAUGGUUCCGAUCCAUACGAAUGCAUGGAUAUUCUUUGCUUGUGCCCUUAUAUGGGAGGUAAGUUCAUGGUGGUCAUUGAUUCAUUGCUGCAGUUCGAUAAUGUGAAGCCAUAG